This is a messenger RNA of Porites lobata, 4821 nucleotides long. The record is from the annotation of a GenBank genome assembly. NCBI's taxonomy places the organism in Eukaryota, Metazoa, Cnidaria, Anthozoa, Scleractinia, Poritidae.
AUGGAACACCGUAAAUGUGACGAGACUCGUCACCCUGACAUAUGUUCGUUUAAAGACACAAACUCUGGAAUUCAUAGACUUUUAUGUAACGCCGAGGUUUGUGGGUCAUCGAAUAUCACCAUAGGCUCUGUGAAUGCGGCAAUGGGCAAAGUCACUGACUGGAUUCCUACAUCUAAGGAGAUAAUAACUCGAACAGUACAAGAAGCCGUAAAAACAAACCAAACAAACGGCUUUGGCUUUCUGUACAUAAAGUGUGGGGAUAUUCUUCAGUCGCUCAUCUUUCCACCGAUCCUAAAGAAAGUCGAAAAUAACAGCGACAGAAACAACAUAAAUGUUAACGUGGUUGUGUUGGACUCUGUGGCAAUACCGCAUUUUUAUCGAAUUCUUCCAAGAUCAGUGGCGGUACUCCGCAGGAUUGCACAAGAUCCCAAUAUCAAGGCGACUGCGUUGGAUUUUGAAUUGUUCCAGAGCGUUGGUCAACAGACUUUUGACAACAUGAGGCCUUUUUUUUCUGGUGUUAUCAAAGGUAAGCGUUGCGGAGUGUCCAUAUCAUUCAGGCCCCGUUUAUAUGGAGAAAACCCGUCGCGGGUAAAAGGGUCUCUCGCCCAGCCGACCUACCCUGGGUGAGCCAACGUUUCAUACAUUUCCAUGCAGAAGGUGGAGAACGGUUUACAUGAGAAACAUUGAAUACAGUGUUGUCUCCAAUAGAAGGGUGACCCGAAGCUCACCUCCUUUUUCGAUCGUAGGGUCACCCUGUUCUGUCGUGAAUUGUAAUAGCUGUAGUAACUUGUAAUACCAGUUGUCGAGAAUUGUAAUAACCAAGUUAUCGUAAAUUGUAAUAACAGGUUGUCGUAAUUUGUAAUAAGCCUAACUGUCGUGAAUUGUAAUAACACAUUGUCGUAUUUUGUAAUGUCUUGAAAAUGAACAGUUAUUCACCAAAAAUACUCUCAUACAUAACGAAAUGAGGCUCGACAGGAAUCCCACAAUGCAGCUCAUCAUGAGCUCAUUGCUCACGGGCUAUUUCCAAGGUCCAAAACCUUUCUUGUGAAAAUGAGUUUUGUUUGCAUGAGAAUAAAAAUCAUUUUCAUAUCACUGACUAUGCACUUAGCGUGCCUUGAGACAGGGGCUUGGAGCAACUCGUGAUUGGCCUAGAAAAUUUGAGCCCCCUUAGAGCUUGAGGACAGACUCUAUAACAGUUUGAAAAUUUCACAAUUUACAAAAUGAGAUUUGUAUGGAAAACCACUCAAUCGCAACAGGGUGGCAAGAGAUGUUUUUCCCAUAAAGUUCCAACACUAUGCUAGUCGUUUUCUUCUUUUUGUUGACUUUUUGAGGUACGAGUAGUACAUAUAAAGUUCACUAACUGGAUGUAUAAAUACACGAAUGAUGCGCAAGACGGACCGUGGACACUUUUCUUUACACAAAAAAUCUAACAAGUCUUUGCACUUAAUAGCUCCAAUAGUUCAAUCCGUGGGAUUAACUCCAACCAAACUCUAAGCAAAGUCUACGUUACAGAAGGUCUUACCCAAGGAAUUUGGUGAGCGCUGAGCAACAUAUCACAGUGGCGCCUUAUUCUUGGCUAAAUUAUCUAGUCUUGUUUUAAUUUAGUUCUCGCGGGGACUGCGGAACACCAGAGCAUAGGGACUUUUUCGUGUUGAUAACUGAUAAGUCAUAUGCUUUUUUGUAAAAUAACAUCAUCAUUGAAAUCAUAAAUGUGUGGGAGAAAUACUUCAUUGCGUACUCUUUCGUGCUAGUUAAUUUCGUGUUUGUCGCGACUUUUGUCAUCAAAAUAAAACAAAAAUGGCAAAAAUCAGACAAACAUUUCAAAUUAGUCACACUGACGUCAAUUGUGCGCUGUGCUAUUUAUGUUGUCCGAACUAGCCUCCCCCGCCCCCCCCCCCUAGGUAGGUAGUUGCUCAGUAUGUUGGUUGGCUGACUGUUCGAACAAGUUCACCAGGUGGUACCGGUGUUGAUCCCCGAGAAAAAAUCUCCAGCGAUCGGUCAGAUGAUUAAGUCGUUGCCAUAAUCUUGGCUAAAUAAUGGCUGAAAUGUUUUUAAUUGACAAGAAAGUUACACUAGAUAAGCCCUUAAGAGGAAGUGUUACAAAAUACGAUAAAGCAUUAUUACAAUUCACGACGGCUAGCCUUAUUACAAAUUACGACAAUCUGUUAUUAUAAUUUACGAUAAGCUGGUUAUUACAGUUCUCGACAACUGUUAUUACAAUUUACGAUAGGUAUUACAAAUUACGACAGGUAUUACAAUUCACGACAUUAUUACAAAUCACGACAGAACACGCCCUUCAUAUAAACUUCGGCUUGCCCAGCCGGGUCAACUCGUUCAAGGCGCAGAGUAUGCGCGGUCGUUUUUUUAGACAAUCAAAUAUUGAACGGUUGAACGACGUCUCCGGUCAAAUUUUUCAGCCGGUCGAAAAUUCGUCCUGUGCCAAGUGAACUUAACCUGAAUAUCGUGACCUUAUUAAGAUUUGAUACCAUAGUGUAUUUUCUUCUUCUAGAUGACAAUGAAAUCAGUGACAGAGCAAAGACCGCAAAGGACCCUCUUGGGGUAGAAGUGUUGUUUGGGGCCUUCAGUAAAUGGGGCUACCAGACCCUCUUCCAAGAAGACCUUUGUUGGUACGACUACUGGGGUAUUGGAUUGACAGACCUUCAAGUAAGAGGACGCCCUGAUGGAGAUUCUGAAUUUAAAGACAGGUACCGUAUCUUUGUAAAUAUAUUACAUAAGUUAAGAGAGGAAGGUACGAAUGCUAUGACAACAUUUCUGAAGAGAGAAUAGGGAACUUAAGCAGCGACGUUUUUGAGCGACGAACGUCAACCGGAAGUGAGCUUUUUUCGCUUUUAAUAUGCCAUGACGCUACCAAAUUUUUAUUGCUCAGUGUCUUUACUCUUAUCGAGACGAUUUGCCGAAGAAUUUGUUCCAAAUCACGGUCGAAGGGUACAAAAAGUCCACUUCCGUCGCCCAAAAACGUCAUUGAUUGACUCCCUAAUGGCGCCAUAGUAUUUAGCUCACUUAUAAAAACACGGUAUCUUUUUUUAUAUUGAAAGGUUAAAACACAGUAAAACACCGUUAAUACGGACACAGAGGGGGCCACAGAAAGUUUCUGUAUUAACGGAUGUCCGUAUUAAGCGGGAUCUGAUUGUAACUUAGUUGUUUGUUUGUUUGUUUUUUUCGAUUAUUAACUCGGUGAGAAGUUGGAUUCAGUUUGUACUGUUAACGAUGGUUGUUUUAGUGCCUAUGUUGUGAGUGCUACUGAGAAAAGAAAUUGUAUCGAGAGCAUUAUUAAAGCGCUCAUAACGUAAAACGUGUUAUUUUCGUAAUAUCUAAAAGUAAACACUACUAAGAGAACUUCUGCAAAAAAAUGUGAUUUGGAGAAACGUGAUUUUUUUGGCGAAUAUUUGAAGUCUUUUGUUUUAGGUGCUACCACUCAGGCUACUCAAGGCAUGACUAUCUAACUAAAUUUGCAUAUUUUGAUUAAAUGCUUUUUAGAACGGUUUGCCUCUAUCAAUGAUCCUGAAAAUUGGACUACUAAUGUAGCUUAAUUGCCUUAGCAUUAUGAGAUAAUUUAGAAGUUCAAAUUUUUGUCACGUGACUUAUAAUUGAGAAUUAACAGUCAAACUACCGAAAAUUCCGAAAAUAAGCCCCUCCAUGUAUAAGCCCAUCCAAAUAUAAGCCCCCCAAGCCGGUAACGCAAAAAACCCUCCGUUAAAUCGCCCCUGCAAAUAUAAGCCCCCCAGGGGCUUGUACUUAGAAAAUUGCCCUCAAAUACAAAGUAAAACAAAGCAAAAACGGUAAAUUUAUUUUCAAAUAUAAGGCUAGCCCAAUCAAUUUUGAAACGCAAAUUUCCCUCCGUAGAUAACCCCCUCCGAAUAUAAGCCCCUCCAAAAAUAAGACCCUCUAAAAGGGCCUUUGAAAAAUAUAAGCCCCGGGGGUUAUUUUCGGAAUUUUACGGUAUUUACUCUAAAAUGGGGAAAGGAUAAUGAGAGAGCAAAAAGUUCUUUUAGGUAUAUUUCAGAGGCUAUUAUGUAUGUGUGUUUACGUCUUAUAGGAAUCGGUAAAUAAAGGGAAAAGGAUCACGUGACUUGUUAAUAAGUUAAUAAAUAGCUAAUAGGAUAAAUAACAUUUCCAAUCAUACAAGGCGAAUUUUCGAUUUUCACUGUUUAUGUAACAUUUUGGUGGUGAAAAUUCCUAAGAGUAAGCCUAACAACCCUUUCCCGUUUAGGAAAACUUGUUUUGUGACGUCAUUGACGAAGCAAUGUUACGUGGUAUUUGAAAUCACGUUUUACGUGUUUUUCUCAUUGAGCCACAUUUGUAGUUCACUUUUCAGGAUCACUGAUGGAAGCAAACCGGUUAAAAUAGCAUUUGACAAAAUAUGUAUAUUUAAUUAGGUAGUCAUACCUGAAGUGGCCUGAGCAUGACAAAAAAACUCUAUUCGCUUACAGGUGGAGUGAAUUCCAAAAUCGAGUGAGUACAAAGCAUAUUGACGACUUUGGCCUGUCACAUUUUUCCUGCACAGUAUUAAAAAAAUACAGCAUGACAAACCAUUACGAGACUCCACCUCAGGUUUGUCUAAACGGAGAGUUUUACAGUCAGUAUUUCCUGGAUUACAUAACGAAAGUUUACUCUGCCAUGAACAAAGACAAAAAGGCCAAAUCAAUGCUGUCCUUUCUGCACUUUAACACUGGACACGAGUAUACUGGGGUACGAAUGAUCAACAUGGAUGCUAACUUGGCAAAGUUCUUGAAUAAUAUAGUUCAGAGUCCGGACACUCUUACUGUGAUUUUUUCCGACCAUGGCAAUAGGAAUACUUAG